Oryctolagus cuniculus (rabbit) is the source of this 1608-nucleotide messenger RNA. The record is from RefSeq and is a predicted model, not a curated record. Lineage: Eukaryota; Metazoa; Chordata; Mammalia; Lagomorpha; Leporidae.
AACCACCUGGCCCACGAGGAGCUGUCGAUCGCGGUGGAGAUGCUGUCGGCCGUGGCUCUGCUGAACCAGGCCCUGGGGAGCCAUGACCUUGAGUCGGUGCAGAGCCAGCUGAGGAACCCUGCCGCAGGCUUCAACAACCUGGACGAGGCGCACGUGCAGCGGUACGCGAGCGAGCUGCUGUCGGUGAAGCUGGAAGCCGCGGCCCAAGGGCAGGAGAGCCUGAGCUGGAAUGAAAUCCAGAACUGCAUCGACAUGGUCAACGUCCAGAUCCAAGAAGAGGAAGCUCUGGUCGUGGCCGUCGGGCACAUCAAUGAGGCCAUCGACACAGGGAACCCUCUGAAGACCCUGGACGCCCUGCUGCUGCCGACUGCGAAGAUCAGAAACGUGGACCCCGACCACGCCCAGCACUACCAGGAUGUCCUGUACCAGGCCAAGUCGCAGAAGCUCAGGGAUGCCGAGAGCGUCUCCAAGGUGCUGUGGCUGGAUGAGAUACAGCAAGCCAUCGACGAGGCCAACUCGGACCAGGACAAAGCCAAGCAGUGGAUCACGCUGGUGGUCGACGUCAACCAGUGUUUGGAGGGGGUGCAGCCAAGUGACAUCUUGUCCGUCUUGAAGUCCUGCACGUGUCACCCGCACGACAUCCUGCCCGAGUGUGCUGACAGCUACCACAACUCCCUUGCGAAGGCAAAACAGCUCAAGUCUGAGCGAGUGUCUAGUGAAGGACCGUGGCUCAAAUUCCCCGUGAAGGAGGAUCAGGACUACUAUUACAACGUCGAUUCCAAGGCGGGCUCCUGGGUCACACCGGAGCCGUGCUUGACCAAGGACUCGUGGCUCACAGGACAAGAAAUCCAGGACAUCGUGGAGAAGGUCACGGAAGAACACAUCCGGGAGAAGAUGUGGUCGGCGUCCCACGAGUCGCUCCUCCGCUUUCAGAGCACGAGCUUCGGGCCCCGCCUCAGCCAAGAGUUUGAAGCCAGGAAAGCGUUUCUGAGCGAACAGGAAGGGAGUGCGGUCAAAAUCCAGGCCUUCUGGAAGGGACAGAAGCAGCGCCAGGCGUACACGCAGAGGCGACAGACAUUCGCCCGUAGCGUGGGUGAAAUCGUGAAGAUUCAGUCCUGGUUCCGGAUGGCGGCGGCGAGGAAGAGGUACCUCUCCCGGCUGCAGUAUUUCAGAGACCACAACAAUGAAAUCGUCAAGAUACAGUCACUGUUGAGAGCCAGCCGAGCCCGGGGUGACUACAAGACGCUAGUGGGCUCCGAGAACCCGCCGUUGACGGUCAUCCGCAAGUUCGUCCACCUGCUGGACCAGAGUGACCUGGACUUCCAGGAGGAGCUGGAGGUGGCACGGCUGCGGGAGGAGGUGGUGACCAAGAUCAGGGCCAACCAGCAGCUGGAGAAGGACCUCAACCUGAUGGACAUCAAGAUCGGCCUCCUGGUGAAGAACAGGAUCACACUGGAGGACGUCAUUUCGCACAGAACCAAGCUGAACAAGAAGAAGGGGGGAGAGACGGAGGUGCAGAAUAGCGUCGACAACCAGGGCAUCAAGAGCCUGAGUAAGGAGAGGAGGAAGACCCUGGAGGCCUACCAGCAGCUGUUCUACCUGCUACAG